AUGGAGGGCGAAAGCGAGAAUCAACAGCAGGCGUAUGCUGAAGGUGGUGCGCCACAGUGUUGUGGUGACCAGGAAGCGCAGUUUCAUCAACAAUACCAAGGCACCGCCGAGUACGCCAACGGCCAACAACAAGGCGAGCAAUACCAGCAGCGGGCGUUCGAGGAAACGCAGCAGCAGCGGGCGGGCGAGGCAACGCAGCAGCAGCCGGCGGGCGAGGCAACGCAGCAGCAGCCGGCGGGCGAGGCAACGCAGCAGCAGCCGGCGGGCGAGGCAACGCAGCAGCAGCCGGCGGGCGAGGCAACGCAGCAGCAGCCGGCGGGCGAGGCAACGCAGCAGCAGCCGGCGGGCGAGGCAACGCAGCAGCAGCCGGCGGGCGAGGCAACGCAGCAGCAGCCGGCGGGCGAGGCAACGCAGCAGCAGCCGGCGGGCGAGGCAACGCAGCAGCAGCGGGCGGGCGAGGCAACGCAGCAGCAGGAAGGCGAGCAAGAGGCGUUCGGAACUCAAUCAUACAUUCGGGAGGGAAUGUACGUGGGUCAGGGCCAGGAUUACUGGCCAGCACAGUACCCAGCAACUGACGCGGCUGGCGGAUUUACGAAACUUCCCUCCACCGGCUCCCAGCCCCGUUGCCAGCGUCUCAAAUCUAUCCUGAAGAAGGGGUCGACCUUACAUCAGGAACACUGUGCUCGCGGCAUCUCCUUCGGACCCGGCCAAGUCUGGGAUGGCGUAGCUGGAGAUCCCCCAGUGACGAAAACCAGAUCUUUAGUGUAUUCGGAUGGCAAGAACGUCUACGUUGACGCCACCGCCCCGAACGGCCCCGUACAAACGGUUGUGCAAUUGAAUCGAGGUGCGUCUGUCGACAAAACCAUCGCGGAUGUGGUUGAGGAGAAACGCCGCCAAAGGAAAAUGACGCAGAUUGAGGCUGUUUGGGACCGCUACCAGCAGCGUGGUAACCUCGCUUCCGAAGACGACGGCUGGGUUGCUAACUUGGGGAUGCCCCGUGUCGCCAUGCGGAAUCUCCCUCCCAGAUAUGACGUCAAAUACCCGGAUGGUGACCCCCGUUCGACUGCAUGCGGCGGCAUGUUCAGCUGCUAA
Besnoitia besnoiti is the source of this 1092-nucleotide messenger RNA. RefSeq lists its product as uncharacterized. The transcript is spliced from 3 exons. Bases 1 to 1092 code for a protein of 363 amino acids. The record is from RefSeq and is a predicted model, not a curated record. NCBI's taxonomy places the organism in Eukaryota, Apicomplexa, Conoidasida, Eucoccidiorida, Sarcocystidae.